CAGUGACAGCUGAGGGCGAUGAGCAUCAGCAUCGAGGCAAGGCACAGCUGUAAUGAGGAGAGGGUGGGGGUGCAAUUCUGGAAGAUUCUGCAGGAAUCUUGCGAGUGGACCUCAUUUCAUUCGUUUAUUGUGGGGACUGAUUCUCGGUGCUAGGUGGGUUAGCCUUCCCCGUCAAAGCCACAACUGUGGUGGGGACUAAUGGUUUUAGGAGCCAAUGACUGGAAUAGACUGAUACCUACUCCUCACUGCGAAGAUGUCAAAGAGACCAUCCCAUGCCCCUCCCCCUCCCCCUGCCCCUGCAACACAAAUGCCCAACACCACCGGGUUUGUAGGGUACAACCCAUACAGCCAUCUGGCCUACAACAACUACAGACUGGGAGGGAGCCAAAGCAGCAACAGUCGGGUAACGAAUUCCUCUGGAAUAAAUAUCCCAAAGCCACCCAAGCCGCCUGAUAAGCCAUUGAUGCCAUAUAUGAGAUAUAGUCGUAAGGUUUGGGAUCAAGUAAAAGCCUCCAAUCCUGAUCUGAAGCUAUGGGAAAUUGGGAAGAUAAUCGGUGGCAUGUGGAGGGACCUCACUGAUGAGGAGAAACAGGAUUAUUUGAAUGACUACGAAGCAGAGAAGAUUGAGUAUAACGAGAGCAUGAAGGUCUAUCACAACUCGCCAGCGUACUUGGCCUAUGUCACUGCAAAAAGCCGGGCCGAAGCAGCUCUGGAGGAGGAGAGUCGCCUGAGGCAGUCCAGACUGGACAAGGGCGAGCCGUACAUGAGCAUUCAGCCAGCGGAGGAUCCAGAUGACUUCGAUGAUGGGUUUUCUAUAAAGCAUUCGGCUGCAGCUCGUUUCCAACGCAACCACCGCCUGAUAAGCGAGAUCCUCAGUGAGAGCGUAGUACCGGAUGUGCGGUCAGUUGUUACCACUGCUCGCAUGCAAGUACUGAAACGCCAGGUCCAGUCUCUGAUGGUACACCAGAGAAAGUUGGAGGCAGAGUUGCUUCAGAUUGAAGACCGCCACCAGGACAAGAAAAGAAAAUUCAUCGAAGCCACAGAGUCGUUCACAAAUGAGCUCAAAAGGCUGUGCUGUAUGAAGGUGGAAGUGGACAUGGAGAAGAUUUCUGCAGAGAUUGCUGCAGCAGAAGAGGCAGCCCGCAAGCGCAUGGCUGAACGUGAGAAGGAAGCAGGAGACAGAGGUGCAAGGGAGGCCCCCACCUGUGUCUUAGCAGAAGAAGAAAAACACAUUUGUGCCACACACGGCAACAAGCCCCAAAAUCCUCUGAGUGAAGGAAGCAACAAAGAAGGCGAUGAUGCAGAAUCCAGCACCACAGAUACACCAGGGAAGCCAAAAGCCUCAGAGGAGCUUGAGGCUCAUCCAGGCAGCGAGGAGGGGGCGUUAGAGGACAAGGAGAGCGUCCCAGAGGGAGCCAGGGAGGAGGGAACCAGCGACAGUAACACAGGCUCAGAGACCACCUCUGCUCAGACAGAAGAUGCCCCGACGAGUGAGCCAUCAGAGGCGCCCAGCAGGGCGAGAGCAGCGCACUGAGUCCAACACCUUGCUGUCUGUGAACUGUUGGGCUCUCAAUGAGUCUGUUUGCCUCUGAGAACAUGUAUUGCACAAUAUCAUCUCAGUUUGUCAAAGCAUAUGAAGAACGUUCAGAUGGGCUCAAUGUUUAAAACGCCUGAGGCAAAGAUGAUGUUUUAGCUGAGUUUGAAAACACCAAGGCUCACACACAUGCGCUGUAUACAAAUAAAUGAAAAAUACAAAGCACUUGGAGCUGACCAAUGUCCAAAAUCAAUGGCUGCUAAGUGCGCCACAAAAGCCCAUGUGAAAGCACUAUAUUUCCUUCACAGGCCUCUUUGCCAUUUGGAAGAACCCAUACGAGCCCUCUGCAGCACAUAUUGAAACAUAUCUCUAGCAAUUUAACACUGGCUAUAUGAAAAAAGCUGUCACAUGCAACAAACAUUGUUCAGUGUUAUAUUUAACCUUGUCUUUUGUAUUGUAGUGACCUUGUUGCUUUUAAUGUUAUUUUUGCAUGUUGCAAUUUUUAACAAUAAGUUGGCAUACUUGUGAAGAGUGGAGCCGGGGGACCAUCUCCAGGCAGGAGCAUAUUUGUUUACUCUCUGUAUCAGUAUUACAGUGAUAGUAUUGUCUCAGGAGUUUGUAUUCAUUAGUAGUAGUUCUUUUUGUUAUUUAUUAUCAGCAUUGUUUUUUUAUUAUACUUGUGUAUUGAUUGUUCCGGUCCCUCCAUAAGUAACUCACAUGAUCAUCAAUGCUGUACAAUGCUCGACUACCAGUGUUCUCAAGUUUGCUAGCUGUCAAUCAAAUCAAAAGCAGUAUGCUUAGAACAUUUCUGUGUUAUGAUCAAUAUUGCAAUUUUCAGCAGAAAACUUUUAAAUGUACCGUAAUUGUGUACACAGUGUAACGAGGUUUGCUUGAACAUGGAUUUUCAUGUUGUGAAACAGCUUGAAGAACAGUCAUAAACAUGCUGUCUUAAAUGAAUUUCUUUUUGCAUAUUUAUACCAAUAAACUUUUCUACCCUGAA
This is a messenger RNA of Cottoperca gobio, 2534 nucleotides long. Its product is annotated as SWI/SNF-related matrix-associated actin-dependent regulator of chromatin subfamily E member 1-like. NCBI's taxonomy places the organism in Eukaryota, Metazoa, Chordata, Actinopteri, Perciformes, Bovichtidae. Gene Ontology annotation, molecular function: nuclear receptor binding; nucleosomal DNA binding. Gene Ontology annotation, cellular component: SWI/SNF complex. The record is from RefSeq and is a predicted model, not a curated record. Gene Ontology annotation, biological process: negative regulation of DNA-templated transcription. The transcript has 11 exons. The coding region runs from base 254 to 1534 and encodes 426 amino acids.